Molecule: messenger RNA, 966 nt
Organism: Pyrus x bretschneideri (Chinese white pear)
Lineage: Eukaryota; Viridiplantae; Streptophyta; Magnoliopsida; Rosales; Rosaceae
Product: NAC domain-containing protein 68-like
Exons: 5
Coding region: 149-847 (232 amino acids)
Biological process (GO): regulation of DNA-templated transcription
Molecular function (GO): DNA binding
Source: RefSeq, a predicted model, not a curated record
AAAAAAAAAAAAAAAAUUAAAAUAAAUGGGGUUGCGUUUUUAGCUUCCGAGGGAAGCUUACCCAGUACUCGGUAAAAACCUUCCCGCUCGCUGUUGCUCAUCGUUGGAGGUGGUUGGAUUCUGCUCAGAGCUGUAAGAAGAAUCAACGAUGGUGCAGAGAAAGAGUAGUAGGCUUCAAUCUGUUAAGGAGCAGGAGAAAUUGGAGACGGAUCCGAUUGAAUUGAGAAAGAAGCAGUUGAUUCUUGAUAUACGGGAGGCGGGCAGAAUAGGUGAUCAAAAUGAACAGAAGCGGAGGAUUCGGUGGAUUCACGAAACGGAGAUGAUGAACAAACUAAGCAAAGCAAGGAAAAUUCGAGAUUUACAAGUACAGUUGAUAUCGCUCGGUUAUACAUUCAACCCGGAAGAUGGACUAUUAGUUUGUCACUACUUAAGGGAAAAGUGUUUGGACGGGGAUCUUUUGUUUCACUCCAUUGAAGACGCUGAUGUUUACGCAAAGCAUCCUCAGAACCUCAUAGACAAAUACAAAGCUGUUGGUGCUAGAAAUAUUUGGUAUUUCUUCACCCGUACCCGCCCGAAUGAAACUCAACCUGGUACCAGUACAAGUACAGAGCAGGUUCUGGCCGGAAAAUGGAUAAUUGGCAACGAAAUGGACGUGCUUCAUCAGGGCGAGAAAGUCGGUGUAAAACAAUUAUUAGAGUAUUGUGACGGGGAUGCCAAGACCCAAUAUAAGAUCAUCGAGUACAAACUCGAUCCUCUUCCAGAUAAUUUGAAGAGCGGUCCUUGGUUCGUCUGUAAGCUGUACAAUGAUGCAAGUUGCGUGGAGGUGCAGAGUUUAAUUAAUGGCUGAUACUUCACCUUAAUGAUGUACCAUUUCAUGUCUUCAGCUCUGUCAUCCUCCGGUGUUCUCUGACUGAGCUAAUCGACGUUUGUUGCAACUGUGAUUUGAAUUUGAAGUCGGUUUAUCCA